GCAAUUGGCAUGGAAAUAUGGGUCAUAAACGUGAGAAAGUGGUUUCAGUUCAUUCUGAUACAGAGACCCUGUGGUGGAGCCGUUGAUACUGUGGGAGCUGAAACAAAUCUCUCGUCCCGGUUUCUUCAAAAUCCUCACUAUGUUAAGCAAUUCCAUAUUCUAGCAGUGGUUGAGGACUCAUUGUACACUAAUGUUCCAUUAAUAUGGACAGAGAUUGGUCAACAUAACCCCAUGUCAGGUUGGGAGAAGAAGAACACGUACAAGUUUUGUCAUUCUAUUCUACAUGAAAAUCUGAAAUAUUAUGCAUCUGCUUCAGUAACCUAUCAUAGAUAA
This is a messenger RNA of Lactuca saligna, 333 nucleotides long. The record is from the annotation of a GenBank genome assembly. Lineage: Eukaryota; Viridiplantae; Streptophyta; Magnoliopsida; Asterales; Asteraceae.